GACUGGGCAAUGAUACAUAAACCAAGCAGAGAGUGCGCGGAAGAAAAGCUUGGCGAAAUCCAAUUGCUCAUCAUUCGGCACGAGAUACGACGACUCCCAGGACUCGAGGCUAAAAAUCACCGCCAUGGCCACAUCACAACAGGACUUCGAGAUUCUUAGCUCGGAGCGGGUCAAACCGCAGCCGCCGUUCAAAGAGCACGCCGUUCCUCUGUCCCUGAUCGAUGCCACAGUAGCAAACUUUGCUCUCACGUCGGCGUUCUGGUGCUUCAAGCCCCCACAAAGGUACCACGAUGACGUCGCCGGUCUCGUUGAGCAUUUGCGUAAAUCACUGGGCAUCGUGCUCGGUACCUAUCCUCACUUGGCCGGCCAUGUCCAGAGUAUCAAGACCGUCGACGGAUCUGUUCCGCACGAAGCGAAGGACUUUCCGGCUCAUGCGCGUCGAUUCGGCCGUGUCUAUGUCCAUUACGGCACCGCCGAUGAUCCGGGAGUAGAUUUUGUCGUUGCCAAGAGCACCCGGACGCUUGACGACUUAUACCCAAUGGCGAGACCCAAAGCGACUCCUAUAUGGAACCGCGAUUACGCUACAGACCCCUUUGUCAAGUUUCUCCCAGCAUCGAGCAUCAGGAAUCCGCUGCAACCCUACACCAAGGACGACGCUGGUCUGUACCCGGCCGCAUUGGCAAUCCAGCUGACACGCUUGAGCUGUGGUGGGUUCGUGGUCGCUGCGACCGUGACCCACAGCCUGGGCGACAUCACAGCUCUUGUACAGUUCGUGAAGGAUUGGGCCUCCGUAAGCCGUGCGCAUCUGGACGGGCAGGAAGUACCAACUUUGACUCCCGUGAUCGACCCGAGCAAGCUCGACGCGGUAGCGGCUGGGGAUAUCGACCAGAACCAGCCUGAUCAAAGCAUACUGGAACAGACAAAGAUGCUUCCUUUGGCUCGUUUCGACUGGUGGGCUCCCUCUGAGGGCAAGCCUUGGCCAGUAGAGCCACCAGGAGUGUUUGCCGGACAAGACCUGUCUCCUGUAGCCAACGCCAUGCCAUGGAAGGACUGGGAUACCACCGCUCCGGUGUCAAACUAUACCAUCCACUUCAGCCGAGCGCAGGUUGAUGUCCUCUGGGCUCGGGCAAAUGCGCCAGAUGGCGCCGCAGGCAGCGAAGACAGUGCGGCGGUCGCCCCCUCACAGAGAAUAAGCCGUCACGACGCCAUACUUGCACACAUCUGGUCCUGCGUCACUCGAGCUCGCAACUUCGCCAGCGACGACGAAGAGCUCGUGCACUGCUACCCGACGCUGGGGCUUCGGCCUGCCCUAGGUCUAAGCUCAUCGUUCAUCGGCUCGCCAAUCCUUAUGCUCAACCUAAAAUUGCCAGCGUGCUCUCUCAACGAGGCGGCAGCACCGACCACGACGAAGACUUCGCUGAGCUCCGUGGCACAGUACAUCCGUACCACGCUGUCUAGUAUAAACAGCAACACCACCGGAUUAGCCGCGCAUCUGCACAGUAUCGCCUACCAAAAGUCUCCGCAGCGGAUUUGGAACGGAUUUCUCGGCAAGAGGCAUACUAUCGUCACGACGUGGGCUAGGGCGGGCGUCUACGAGGUCGACUUUGGACUGCACCCUGCGCCGCCGUCGGUCGAUGACGGUGGACCAUUCUUGCGGUACGCAGACGGGAUCAUGCCGCGCAUGGACGGGUGUAUCCUCGUCAAAGAGGGCCCGCCUCAGAGACAGUGUGAGGGCGGAAGGGCUCCUGCAGCGUGGACGGACGACGGCGUCGAUGUCGCGGUUGCGAUGAACAGCGUGGAUAUGCAGAGGUUGCUGGCUGAUCCGGUGCUCCUGCCAGCUGUUUAGAGGUUGGAGAGCACCAGCUGUAGUUUGCUAUUUGGAGGAGUAUUACUUACCACGCGGCUUGAGGCCUAAACGUGGGAAUCUACAUAUUACAUAUAGAGAGAGGGAGAGUGAGAGAGAAAGAGCAUUAUGAAUUUUCAGGCUGGAAGGUUUAGACAAGGGGACACCGCAAAACACGCAAGUGCCUACUGGAGAAAGUGGUAGCAAAAUACAAGAAGAAAGCUCACAGACUCGA
Molecule: messenger RNA, 2078 nt
Organism: Microdochium trichocladiopsis
Lineage: Eukaryota; Fungi; Ascomycota; Sordariomycetes; Xylariales; Microdochiaceae
Product: transferase family protein
Exons: 1
Coding region: 125-1846 (573 amino acids)
Molecular function (GO): acyltransferase activity, transferring groups other than amino-acyl groups
Source: RefSeq, a predicted model, not a curated record